Messenger RNA from Pseudopodoces humilis (Tibetan ground-tit), 1397 nucleotides. RefSeq names its product basic helix-loop-helix family member e40 (gene BHLHE40). The record is from RefSeq and is a predicted model, not a curated record. Gene Ontology annotation, biological process: regulation of DNA-templated transcription. Gene Ontology annotation, molecular function: protein dimerization activity; DNA binding. Lineage: Eukaryota; Metazoa; Chordata; Aves; Passeriformes; Paridae.
CUGAGCGCCCGCAGCGCCCGCGCCCCCCGCCAUGGAGCGCAUCCCCAGCGCGCAGCCCCCGCCCGGCUGCCUGGGCAAACUGCCCGCCCUGGAGAGCGGAGACCUGCCGGGGCUGGACUUCGCGCACAUGUACCAGGUGUACAAACCCCGGAGGGGCUUAAAGAGGAGCGAGGACAACAAGGAAACCUACAAGCUGCCGCACCGGCUGAUCGAGAAGAAGAGGCGCGACAGGAUCAACGAGUGCAUCGCGCAGCUGAAGGACCUGCUGCCCGAGCACCUCAAGCUGACGACUCUAGGUCACCUGGAGAAGGCUGUGGUUCUGGAGCUCACCUUGAAGCACGUGAAGGCACUGACCAAUCUCAUCGAGCAGCAGCAGCAGAAGAUCAUUGCUUUGCAGAACGGUUUGCAGGCGGGUGACCUGUCAUCGAGAAACCUUGAUUCCAGCCAGGAAAUGUUUCGAUCCGGUUUCCAGAUGUGUGCCAAGGAAAUGCUGCAAUACCUGGCAAAGCACGAGAACGGCAAGGAGCUGAAGUCGUCGCAGCUGGUCAGCCACCUGCACCGGAUGGCCAGCGAGGUGCUGCAGGGCGGGGCCGCCCGCAAGGCCGGGGACAUCCCUCCCAAGCUGGUGGACUUGAAGGAGAAGCCGGCGCCCCUGGGCGCGGCGGGCGAGGGCCACGGGAAGAACUGCGUGCCCGUGAUCCAGCGGACAUUCGCUCACUCCAGCGGGGAGCAGAGCGGCAGCGACACGGACACGGACAGCGGGUACGGGGGAGAGCUGGAGAAAAGUGACUCCAAAUCGGAACAGCCCUAUUUCAAAAAGGAUACCGACCUCAAAUACACUGUCCAGGAGAGAAUAAGCUCUAUUAAGCAAGAGACUGAGGACCCGCCUGCCAAAAGGAGCAGGCUGGAGUCGCCGCAGGACGAGGGCCCUUUUGGCAGUGACAUGAUGGGCUCUUCCAGCAGCUUCCUGGGCCCCCACGCUCACCAGCCUCCCCUGUGCCUGCCUUUCUACCUGAUCCCGCCGUCCGCCACCGCCUACCUGCCCAUGCUGGAGAAGUGCUGGUACCCAGCCUCGGUGCCCGUGCUGUACCCCAGCCUGCCGGCCUCUGCCGCGGCGCUGACGGGCUUCAUGAACCCCGACAAAAUCUCCCCCCCUCUGCUGAUGCCCCAGAGACUCCCUUCUCCUGUACCGGCCCAUUCCCCCAUCGACUCCUCGGCUCUGCUUCAAGCUUUGAAGCAGAUUCCUCCUUUGAACUUGGAAACCAAAGACUGAGCGCAGUGUGACUGGUUUUUCUCUUCUUUUUUUCUUUUUUUUGUUUUUUUUUUAGUUUGAGAGACUGUUUCACUUUUAUAUAUUGGCUGGACUGAGGUGUGGGGACGAGGUUCACUGUGCGUAG